AUGGCUUCCAUAUUCGAACCCAGAAGUGGUGCAUCUUCCUCUCCACCUCCUCAAAAGGCUUCAAAGCAGGCCUGUGACAACUGUCGACGACGCAAGAUCAAAUGCAAUCGUGCUCAGCCAUGUGAUAAGUGCCAACGGCUGUUGUUGUCCUGCUCAUACUACGAUGUCUUGCAGAGAAAGGGGCCCAAGUUCCGUACAUUGUAUCCCCUUGCACCUCUGCAGACAUUAGUAUCGCAAUAUCCGACUCCUCCUCAAAGUAUUACUGAUCAAGCAAGUCAAUCUGAGUUGAUGGUCCCACUGGAAGGCUGGUCCGCUCCAGUACCAUGGAAUAUCAAUAUAAAGCAGACAUAUGAAAGUUAUUCCUCACCGGAAUCUGUCGACUCACAAUAUGAGCUGCCGAAUACUAGUAGUGGCUAUCACCAAACUGCCAUGCUAUCACAACCACCAUCUCAAUCCCCAUUAAUGUCAAAUCAACCACAACCACAACCACAGCCACAACCACAACCCCAAGCACAACCCCAACAACAGCCUCAACCACAGCCCCAACCCCAGUCACGGACACAAUCCGGACGUCUGUCUGCUAUGGUAAUAUUGGCACAUAUAAAUGUCUACUUGAAGUACCUGUAUCCGAUCAUACCGGUAGUCAAUCCCGAGCAGAUCCUCAACGACAGUCAACAUCCCGAACAACUUACCAUACAGCGAUAUGCAUUCCUAACCGCCCUCUGUGCUGCAACUCAUGUCCAGCUUCAAUUAGACGCCAUGAUUGACCCAUCAUCUUCAUCUUCAUAUUAUGAUUCUUCACUAGCUCUAUCUGGAAUAGAGAUUUUGACUGAAGCAAUCAGUGCAAGAAACGAAUGCGUCAACAUCUGCGAGCAAGUUACGAUCGAAUCACUACUUACCUCCUUUUUUCUAUUUGCCGCCUACGGCAAUCUAGACCGUCAAGAUCAGGCUUGGUUUUAUCUUAGUCAAGCUACGUCUUUGGCCCUGACGCUUGGAUUGCAUCGAGAAGCUACUUAUUCUACGUUUGGGGAAGAGGAGGCCGAGGAGCGAAGGAGGGUAUUUUGGUUAUUGUUUGUCACUGAAAGAGCAUACGCCCUUCAACAGGCGAGGCCAAUCAUGCUUCGAAACUCCAUUCGAAAGCCCGCCAUUCUAUCGACAGAAGAUCAUAUAGUGCAAUACGGGUUCUAUAACCUCGUCAGCAUAUUUGAGAAGCUCACACCAGAGCUAUAUGACUGGAUAGCCAUUGAAUGCGAUGAUACCUUUAUAGCAAGCAUGACUGCAGGCCGAACCAACCUACGAGAUAUGACUCGUCGCCAUCACUUCAGUAAGCCGAUUCCUGUUGCCAGUGUUGCCGAGAUCCAAAGCCUAGAUAUUGCUGGUACACAACAAUGGCUUCAAUUUUUGGCAUGGAAGCUCUCAAUGAGCGACCUAUCUCAGUUCAGGAGCGCAGAUGCCUUGCUACCAUUUCAUUUCCCGGUGUUGGUUGCAAAGGUAGUUAUGGAUGUAUUCCAGGGUUCGACGGCGAUACAAUCAAUCAAUGGCCAAGACCGAAGGGUGUCCAUGAUGCACACAGAUCCCGCAAUGCAAAACUAUCCCGGUUGCGAUAUCAAUAACGAGGAGUUCCUUCUUGAUAUCAUCAAUAUCCUCUCUCGUAUCCGUCCAAACAAUAAUCACCAAGCUCAUCCUCAGGAUUCCUUUUUUCCGCCAACCUCACCUGGUUCUACAUCGCCUUCUAAUCAGUUCUUCCCAUGA
Molecule: messenger RNA, 1752 nt
Organism: Talaromyces marneffei
Lineage: Eukaryota; Fungi; Ascomycota; Eurotiomycetes; Eurotiales; Trichocomaceae
Exons: 4
Coding region: 1-1752 (583 amino acids)
Biological process (GO): regulation of DNA-templated transcription; DNA-templated transcription
Molecular function (GO): zinc ion binding; DNA-binding transcription factor activity, RNA polymerase II-specific; DNA binding
Source: RefSeq, a predicted model, not a curated record